Messenger RNA from Micropterus salmoides (largemouth bass), 851 nucleotides. Its product is annotated as dihydropyridine-sensitive L-type skeletal muscle calcium channel subunit alpha-1-like. Gene Ontology annotation, molecular function: high voltage-gated calcium channel activity. The transcript has 9 exons. Lineage: Eukaryota; Metazoa; Chordata; Actinopteri; Centrarchiformes; Centrarchidae. Gene Ontology annotation, cellular component: membrane; voltage-gated calcium channel complex. Gene Ontology annotation, biological process: calcium ion import across plasma membrane. The record is from RefSeq and is a predicted model, not a curated record. The annotation marks the transcript as partial.
GAGUGGCCAUCUCAAUCUUCUUUAUCAUCUACCUCAUCCUUAUUGCCUUCUUCAUGAUGAACAUUUUUGUGGGCUUCGUCAUCGUCACCUUCCAGGAGCAAGGAGAGCAAGAAUAUAAGAACUGUGAGCUGGACAAAAACCAGCGCCAGUGUGUGCAGUAUGCUCUUAAGGCCCGACCUCUGCGAUGUUAUAUUCCAAAGAACCCCUACCAGUAUCAGGUGUGGUACAUCGUCACCUCCUGCUACUUUGAGUACCUUAUGUUCCUUCUUAUUAUGCUCAACACCAUGUGUCUGGGAAUGCAGCACUGUAACCAGUCAGACCAUGUUACUCACCUGUCGGAUAUGCUGAACGUGAUAUUCACUGUGCUCUUCACUGUGGAGAUGAUCCUCAAACUCAUGGCUUUCAAAGCCAAGGGUUAUUUUGGAGACCCCUGGAACGUCUUUGACUUUGUCAUCGUCAUUGGAAGUGUUGUGGACGUGAUGCUGAGCGAAAUUGAUGCAGCACUGGCCUCCUCUGGAGGACUUUACUGUCUCCAUGGCUGCGCUGCAGUGGAUCCCAUGCAGGCUAUCGCGUCUUCGGAGAACAUGAGUGUGUCAGUCACCUUCUUCAGACUGUUUCGUGUCAUGCGUCUGGUGAAACUUUUGAAUCGCUCUGAAGGGAUACGGAAUCUUCUGUGGACCUUCAUCAAAUCCCUUCAGGCUCUUCCCUAUGUGGCCCUGCUUAUUCUCAUGCUGUUCUUUAUAUACGCUGUGGUUGGAAUGCAGAUAUUUGGUAAAAUUGCACUGGUUGACGGCACAUACAUCAACAGAAACAACAACUUCCAGACAUUCCCACAGGCUGUGCUGCUGUUA